GCGGAGCCGCCGUCGGGUUGUGGAGGCGCGAUGGCGGCCGCGUCUGCGAGCUCGGAUAUGUUUGAUGAGAUCGUGAUGGCUGAGGAGAGGUUUCAUGGUGAGGGGUAUCAGGAGGGAUAUGCUGAAGGCAGUCACCUUGGAGUUGUUGAGGGAAGAAGGUAUGGAUCGCUCCAUGGUGCCAAGAUGGGGUCUGAGAUUGGCUGCUACCUUGGGUUUGCGCUGACGUGGCAGUGUCUGCUCCAGAAAUGCACAGAUGAAAAGAACAGCAAAAAGAGAAGGGCUCUGGAUUCAUUAAUAGGGAUGAUUCAGAAAUUCCCAUAUGAAGACCCUACUUACGAUAAGCUGCAAGAAGAUCUGGAAAAAAUCAGAGGAAAAUUUAAACAGGCUCGUAAACAAUCCUAGAGAAGAUUAAAUGGAAGGAGAAAAAGACCCAGAGUCCUUUAGAAAAAUAGUAAGAUCACAGACCAAAUACCAUUUCUUGAAAAAGCAAGAGAAAUACAAUCAAGUUAUCUGGGAGGGCAGCAGACUGAAAGGAGUGUGGGAAGACCAAGAGAAACACCGGACAGUGACGAGUUGGAUGAGCUACCCCAUUUUCUGCAGGAUGCUAGCCUGGAUCCAGACUUCAGCAACUAACUCUUGCCAUCUUCUAAUUAACAGCCUAGGUGAGCAUCUCCAUACGUGGUCCUCUGGUCAAACCACGACUGCUGUUUUGUUCUUAGUCUCAGCCCAUAGGUCUACAACUGAACGUGACGGACGCUCCGCUACAGUGACACAUGUAGUAACUAAGCCGGGCAGGACCUUCACACAGUAAGAUGUUGUAUCUUGCACUACUACUUUUCUCCCUGUGCCAUUAAACACUUCAGCAGUUCUGUAGAAGUCCAUUCAUACUAUCUUUUACCUCACUGUCCUUUACAUGUUUUGAAAAAAUAGGAACAGUCUGACUGGACAGCAGUGUGAAUCAAUCAAAAUUAAAUGAGUGGAGAUGCAAAGACAUGAAACUGGGCUGGCGGCAGAGCUGGUCGACGAUUUCUACUUGUACCACAGAAACACUUUGGCAGAACAGUCUGCUAGAAAUGACAGUCAUAAACAGUGAUUUUUUCCCAGGCUGAGUUCUGGUAAUAUGAAGUUCUUAGAUAGAAGUGUCAUAAAUAUAUUUAGGUAUACGUGCCCAAAGUUGCCUGCCAACUGCUGCUAUGUCCAGCAGUGGGCAGCUCAAGUUAGCUAACUGAUUUCUAUACUCAGAAAGCAUCUGAACAGAAAAAUGUACCAGACUGCAGACCCCAAAAUGGAGAGAUCUGUCAGAAGCACCACUGAACAACUUCGUAACCGUGCAUUACAAAGUGCUGCCAAGCUUUCAGUUUGCUACCGCAUUCACCUUGAAAUCACAGUCAGGGUGAGUUCUCUUUCCCUUGCUUCAAAAGCAUUUUCUCAGAGCUGAAUGCGCACACGAUCGUCCUGAGCGUUCAGGAAGGUGCAAGGGCCUCGCCGCUUGCACAGACUAUGGCAUAAAUUAAAAGCAUAAAGCACCAAGCAGGAUCACGGCUCCUGUGGGGACUUCCCCCAGGCAUUAAACCAUACCAUGAGUAGAUAUAUCCAAUUCUACUUAUCAAUCUACAGCAAUUAGAACUGGAGAAGGCCUGUUCAACCUGUCCAACUUUCUGCAAGUUAUGGUCGUGUUCUUCAGAGCCAUGUAUGUCCACUGCACUGACACAGAAAUGGUGCCUUAAAUAGGCAAAACAAUCACACGACAUUUUGCCAAAAUUCCUCCAGUGUGCUGUUUACUCAUAGCUUUAUAACAAACACCGUAAGCUUUUUCCCAACAUAUUUAACUCUGUGUAUUAAGGACUUUGAAGUUUCCUUUCAGUAUUGCCUUUUCUGAUUUAACCUAUGACAUGUGUUAGCCCUUGCGGUGAACCCAGUCUUCCAUGAUAAAUUGCCGUCAAAAGUGUUAGGAUGUGCAUGACUGAGAAUGAAUGUUGUUUUCCUGAGAGGGUGACCUGCCUGCUGUUUUCUUUAUUUCCCAGUUUCAAUUCUGCCUUCAUUCAGAGGCUUCUUGUGUGAUCUACCAGCUUUUCACUGAUUCCACUACCACAAGAAUCUCCUCUGCCACCAAUAAGGGCACAUGGCGUUUGGGGUAAAAUAAGAUUAGAAACCCAAGCAAACAAUUCUCUGCAAGUCCUUUCUGAGAGAGAGGGAGGUUAAUCCUACCUCUAAGCAGAUCAGACCAUCAGUUACAGCUCACUGAAAACACAUAACCUAUGACCUUUUCUGGUUUAAACCCUAGUGUAAUAUUUCCUCUUGACAGAGACACACAGCGUUUUAAAUGACAAAAAGAAACGCCUCAUAUCCUAAAGUCAUCAUGCCUUUGGCUCCUACAUACCUCUGGCCUUCACAAUAAGAUCUCUAUGAAGUCCUUUCACCCCUUCUCAAGAUAUGACGGAUCAAGCCUGACUGUCAGGCUUCUACUGGCAUGUCCUGUACCAUGCACCUCAGUCACACUUGGAAUUAGAUGUAUUAAAGAGUAGUACAUGGAUACAGGUUUAGGGAUUUUUGGUUUUACAAAUCCAGGCACUUUUGAGGAUAAUUCUGUUUUAACAAGGUAGCAUGUUCAGUGUUCCAAACGGAAAGCCAAUUUAUUUUCAGAGCAAA
This is a messenger RNA of Haliaeetus leucocephalus (bald eagle), 2649 nucleotides long. RefSeq names its product oral cancer overexpressed 1 (gene LTO1). NCBI's taxonomy places the organism in Eukaryota, Metazoa, Chordata, Aves, Accipitriformes, Accipitridae. The transcript has 5 exons. Bases 31 to 402 code for a protein of 123 amino acids. The record is from RefSeq and is a predicted model, not a curated record.